Molecule: messenger RNA, 1859 nt
Organism: Malus domestica (apple)
Lineage: Eukaryota; Viridiplantae; Streptophyta; Magnoliopsida; Rosales; Rosaceae
Product: putative F-box protein At1g47790
Molecular function (GO): protein binding
Source: RefSeq, a predicted model, not a curated record
UCAUUCCAAACUAUUUUUAACCUUACAACCCCUGACGGUCGGUUGAAGAUGACCUUAACUUAGCGGGCCGGCCACGCAUCCCUUGAGAAAAAGAAUACAUGUCUAUAUAUAUUUCGUUGUACAGCAAAAAGCUCUCCUGGGAUUGUUGCUAGCGCAGAAGCGAUUCUCGCCGCGGCAGACGGCUAUCCUCACGGCGGGCAGAAAACCAGAGAGAAGGGAUUUGUUUAUAUAUAUUCUCAGAGUCGGAAAUUUGGUCGGGGUUCGGAAUCUCCGCCCGAAAAUUGAACAUGGAAGUAGCUGAAGACGAAGGCGAUGAUGUUCCGAAAAUUCCAUCACUAUUUACGGAGCUCCCAAAUGAAAUCAUAUGGUUUCAGAUACUUCCAAAGCUACCAGCCAAGUCUCUGAUGCGGUUCAAAUGUGUUUCCAAGGCGUGGUUCGCUCUCAUCACCCGAAACCCUUCCUUUCUCAGCGCCUACCGAAACCUGCAUUCCAAUCGAAACACCAGUCUCCUCCUCCUCGAUCUCAGGAACAUUGACACGAAGCAGCAACACAUUAUGUCCCUCCAUAUCAACCAAGAUGGCAGUCCCUCACCCGCCGGCGCCACCCACCUUCUAACACUAGAGCCCCAAGAGUACAGUCUCCCCAAUGUACUGUGUACCAACGGCUUGGCUUGUUUUAUCUUUAUUCAUGAGCACCGCAUUCGCGUAUUUAAUCCCUGCACCCGAGAGUCCAUAACCCUUCCCUCCACUUCCAAUUCACCCACCAGCUACCAAUCUACUUCACCGGACGUCAAACCCUGGGGAGCCGAGAUUGGAUAUGGCUUUGGAUUUAGUCCCACUACAGACGAGUAUAUGGUUGUUCAACUCGAGCUAUGCAGGUUUUUACACCAAGAGCCUGCGAAUUUUUACAGGGUUGAUGCAAGUAUUAACCUCCAGGUUUUCACACUGGGUAGUGCAGAGCCGUGGAGGCGCGUAGAGGUGGAGCACGAUGAUCUCCCAUUUGAUCAUACUUUUUGGCGCAUUGACAUGAAAAGUGUGUGCCUCCAUGGAGCCAUACAUUGGACACAUGACGAAGAGAAAUGUGUAGUGGUAUAUGACCUUGGAGAGCAAAGAUUCAGAGUCAUCCCAUUUCCUCCAGAAUUUGAUGGUAACAGCCAUCAUUUUUGGGCAAUUGUUGAUGUGGGCGGAUGUCUAGCGCUCACAUAUGACAAGGAGACGACUUCAACUUCAUAUUUAGCAGGGUUAGAGUUGUGGAUUUUGAAGGACUAUCAAGAUCAAGUAUGGGUUAAGGAGGUUUUCGCCGUUACAUAUUCUUUGCAUUCGUUUACAACAUACCCUUACAGUUGCUUAUGUGCAAUCCACACCGGUGAGAUCUUGAUCGAAUCCGGAGCACUAUCCCAAGCAUUUCUUCAUUUUUACGAUAUGAAGAAUCAAAGCUUCCGGGAAAGUUCAAUCGUUGUGCCUGAAUGGCUAUGUAGGAAGGAUGCUAAUAUUAGAUGGGACGUUAUUUCUUGUUAUGAUGAAACGAUUGCCCCCGUGAAAUGAGAACUCGAAAACAUGGUCAUCGAACGAGGAUUCGAUUCGAUUCAGGGUGCACUACUUCUGGUUCACGGUGCAUCAGAGGGCUCUGAAUUUCUGGAUAUUUCUCCCUUUCCCUUGUAUUGUUUGGAUAUUUCUCCCUUCUUUUAUUAUUUCUGUUAUUGUCUUAAUGGUAUUUUUAUUUAUUUUUUUAAUUUCGUUUUGGUCUGUUCAGGAGAAAUUGUUGUAUGCACCCGACCGUCUCAAUGGCUUGUAAAAACUUCAUAAUGUGCUUGCAAAAGCUCUUGUGAGAAGUUUAAAUUUCGAAUUUUCCAAGAACAA